CGGGCUGGUCAACAAGUCAGCUGUCGGGAGAAAAAGGGAAGAGCGGCGGAGGAGAGCACGGUCCCUUUAAGGGAGGGACGGCAACUUCUCCGGAACCUCUUUAUUUUUCAUUAAACCGUCGGGGGGAAUCUGGGGUUUCCAUAUAUUCGGUUAAGGUGCAGAUACUGGUGGAGGGGAGGACGCCGAUCAGGUUUUUUUAAAUAGCAGUUUCCGAUCCUAAGAGGUGGGGGGGAAGCGAAGAAAAUGGAGUUGGAGGACGGAGUUGUAUACCAGGACGACCCGGGCACGUCGGCUCUGAUGUCCGAGAGAGUGUCGGGCCUGGCCAACUCUAUCUACCGCGAGUUCGAGCGCCUCAUCGGCAAAUACGACGAGGACGUGGUGAAGGAGCUCAUGCCUCUGGUCGUGGCUGUGCUGGAGAACCUGGACUCGGUGUUCGCCGUGAACCAGGAGCACGAAGUGGAGCUGGAGCUGCUCAAGGAGGACAACGAGCAGCUGAUCACCCAGUACGAGCGGGAGAAGGCGCUGAGGAAGCACGCAGAGGAGAGGUUCAUCGAGUUUGAGGACUCUCAAGAGCAGGAGAAGAAGGAUCUGCAGGUCCGGGUGGAGACGCUGGAGUCCCAGGCUCGUCAGCUGGAGCUCAAAUCCAAGAACUAUGCAGACCAGAUCAGCAGGCUGGAGGAGCGAGAGACCGAGCUCAGGAAGGAGUACAAUGCGCUCCAUCAGAGGCACACGGAGAUGAUCCACAACUACAUGGAGCACUUAGAACGAACGAAGCUUCAGCAGCUGACGGGUGGAGAGGCUUCUGACACGGGGACCUUCGGCAGGGUCAGAAAGGAGCGGCCCGUGUCUCUGGCCAUAUUCCCUCUGCCUGGAGGAGAUGCUCUCCUCACCCCCGACCUCCAGAGGGAGAGGGCGGAGACCCCUGGUACGGACACCUGGAGGUACAACGACCUCAGUCACCCGCGUUCAAACACCAGCCUCAAGUUGGAGGCAGAAGAUUCUCUAAGGAAAAGGGAGGGUAAGAGUUCACAGGAGACUUGGGGGAAUUCGCUGGCUGACAACUGCAAGGAUGAGCUGUCUGACGUCAGCCAAGGAGUCUCCAAGUCGGCCACCCCCGCGUCCACGGCAGCCUCGGACGUGGCCAUGGGCUCUGUGGACACGCCCCAGAAAGCGGAGGCAGAGGGGCUGAACAAGAACCUGAACAGCAGGAGCAGGAAGCCAGACAGCAGUAAGAACAUUGACGUUCAGGCCGCCCCAGGGACCAAUUCUGUCUCCAUAGGUUUAAGUGACAAUGAGGAGAAGUCGGAGGUCCAGGCGAUCAUCGAGUCCACGCCUGAGCUGGACAUGGACCUCAGCAGCUACAAGGCCGCCAGUACCCCUAUCAAGGGCGUCGAGAACUUGGCAUUUGAUCGCAACACGGAGUCGCUCUUCGAGGAGCUCUCCUCCGCCGGCACAGACCUUAUUGGAGAUGUAGAUGAGGGGGCCGACCUGCUGGGUAUGGGCCGUGAAGUUGAGCAUCUCAUUCAGGAGAACACACAGCUUUUGGAAACAAAAAACGCCCUGAACGUGGUGAAUGACCUCAUCGCCAAGGUGGACGAGCUGUCCUGUGAGAGGGAGGUGCUGCAGUGCGAGCUGGAGGCUGUGAAGCAGGCCAAGAGCAAGCUGGAGGAGAAGAACAAGGAGUUGGAGGAGGAGCUCAGGAAGGUACGGGUAGAGGUGGAGGAGGCCAAGCAGAAGGCAAAGGAGGAGGAUGAUAGUGACAUACCCACAGCGCAGAGGAAACGCUUCACGCGUGUGGAGAUGGCCCGGGUGCUGAUGGAGCGAAACCAGUACAUAGGAGAGGCUCAUGGAGCUAUCAAGAAAGCUGUCAGAUGGACUGAGAUGAUCCGAGCUUCGAGGGAAAACCCGGCACUUUCCGAGAAGAAGAAGUCCAGUAUCUGGCAGUUUUUCAGCCGGCUCUUUAGCUCGUCCAGCACCGCCGCCCGGAAGCCCGAGUCUCCGGUCAAUGUCAAGUACAACGCGCCCACGUCGCACAUCGUGCCCUCGGUGAAGGCCCGCAGUAGCACCCUGUCGCAACUGCCCAGUGACAAGUCCAAGGCCUUCGACUUCCUGAAGGAGGAAGCGGACCUGAGCAGCUCACCAUUACGGAAGGAGCAGAUGCGAGCUCAGUACAAGCAGGUGAAAGCUCAUGUGCAGAAGGAAGAUGGCCGCGUGCAGGCGUACGGGUGGAGCCUGCCGCCAAAAUACAAGGUAACCAAUGGCGGUCAGGCAGAAAACAAGAUGAAGAACUUGCCUGUGCCUGUGUACCUAAGGCCCUUGGAUGAGAAGGAUGCUUCUAUGAAGCUCUGGUGCGCUGCCGGUGUCAACCUGACCGGUGGGAAGACCCGCGACGGGGGCUCCAUCGUGGGGGCCAGCGUCUUCUACAACGACGUGCCUGGAGCCGACAGCGAGGGCCACAAGCAGAAGAAGGGCUCACAGAGCAGUUUGGACCGCCUGGAACAGGAGCUCAAGCUUCAGCUGGGUAAUGAGCUGAUGCGCUGCCGUGUGAUUGGCGGACAGGAGCAGGAGAAGGAGCUCCGGCAGCACGAGGAGCUCUCCAGCCUCGUGUGGAUCUGCACCAGUACGCACUCCACCACCAAAGUCAUGGUCGUGGACGCCAACCAGCCCGGCCACAUCCUGGAGAAUUUCUUUGUCUGUAACUCCCACGUACUUUGUAUCGCCAGCGUGCCAGGCGCCCGAGAGACAGACUACCCUGCUGGGGAGGAGGUACCGCAGGAGCCAGAGGCUGCCCAGAACGAGAACACCUCUCUGACGGGCAGCAUGGCCAGCAACAGCUCAGCGGGCAGUGACAGCAUGCUGGGAGGCAUCACCGUGGUGGGCUGCUCUGCGGAGGGGUCUGCCGCCGUCCCGCAGACGGCCUGCAGUGCUGUGGGGACUCCCGAGGAGCCCAGCACACGCGGGGACUCCGGUGAGGCGUCGCUCUCAGAAAGCACCGCCGAGGACUCGAUCGCCACGGCAGAGGAGGCUGCCGAGGAAGCGACUGAGGCUACUGAGGCUAGCCCCGGGACCGGGGACGAGGGCGAAGGCCUGGACAUAAGCCAGCCAUGCAUCUACACGGAGCACGUGUUCACCGACCCGCUGGGUGUGCAGGACACCUCAGAAAGCCAGGCCUCAUAUCCACAGAGGGAGUCGGACCUCCUGAAGGACGGGGUGGCCACUUUGCCGGACGAGCAGGACCUCAUGCGGGAGGAGGCACAGAAGAUGAGCAGCGUGCUGCCAACCAUGUGGCUGGGGGCCCAGAACGGCUGUGUCUACGUUCAUUCAUCUGUGGCUCAGUGGAGAAAAUGCCUCCAUUCCAUCAAGCUGAAGGACUCCAUCCUUGGCAUUGUCCACGUGAAGGGCAGAGUGCUGGUGGCCCUGGCUGACGGCACGCUGGCCAUCUUCCACCGAGGCGUCGACGGUCAGUGGGACCUGACCAACUACCACCUGCUGGACCUGGGCCGGCCCCACCACUCCAUCCGCUGCAUGACGGUGGUGCACGACAAGGUGUGGUGCGGCUACAGGAACAAGAUCUACGUGGUGCAGCCCAAAGCCAUGAAGAUCGAGAAGUCUUUUGACGCCCAUCCCCGGAAGGAGAGCCAGGUACGUCAGCUGGCCUGGGUGGGGGACGGCAUCUGGGUGUCGAUCCGGCUGGACUCCACGCUACGCCUUUUCCACGCCCACACCUACCAGCACCUGCAGGACGUCGACAUUGAGCCCUACGUCAGCAAGAUGCUCGGCACCGGGAAGCUGGGCUUCUCCUUCGUGAGGAUCACCGCCCUGAUGGUGUCCUGUAACCGCCUCUGGGUGGGAACCGGCAACGGCGUCAUCAUCUCCAUCCCUCUGACAGAGGUUCGUCAGCAGGGACGUGACGCAGGCUUAAGGGUAAAUAAGGUCGCCACUGGAACGGCCCAGCGACCAGGCAGCGCGAUCCGUGUCUAUGGCGACGAGAACAGUGACAAAGUCACCCCCGGCACAUAUGUACCCUUCUGCUCCAUGGCGCACGCACAACUCUGUUUCCAUGGACACCGGGAUGCUGUGAAAUUCUUUGUUGCCGUCCCAGGUCAGGUGAUCCCCUCAGCCGGCGUCGGAGGAGAUGCGAGUUCUGACAAAGCCGGAACUGCCGCCUCUGACAGCCAGACUCAGGACAGUCUGAAGUCCAUCCUGGUGAUGAGCGGAGGGGAAGGUUACAUCGACUUCAGGAUGGGUGACGAGGGAGGGGACGUGGAGGAGCUGGACGAGCCUACGCUGAAGCUGCAGCCUUUCCUGGCCAAAGCGGAGCGCAGCCACCUUAUCGUGUGGCAGGUCAUGUGCAGUGACGAGUGAUGAGGCCCCGCCCCCAUCGUGCCACAGUGGAGGGGGGGGGGGGGGGGCGAGGAGGACCGUUGGAGCCCACAGGAAAACACACACUAAUACAAACUGCAUGCUUUUUUGGUUCUAUUUUUUUCAGUUUGAUUCUUUUUAACUAGAAAGAGAUUUGGUGAUUAUUGCUAUUAUUACGCUGACAUUAUACUGAUACUAUACUGAUAUUGAUAAACUGUUUUCCGUCUGUUUUCGUUCCGUUCUUUUUUUUUUUUUUUUAAUUUCCUUUUUCUCUAAGGGUUAAUGGUAUCUCACUGUGUGUCCAGUGUCAGAAUGGGGGGUUGGUGACACACAGGGCUCUUUGCAGGGGUGGCAGGCGCUGCCCCCCCUGCCUGGCGCGGACAUGGAGGAGUCCCGGAACCCAAAGCCCCCCGCAGCGUCAGGAAGGGCCAGCGCUUUCGGCAACCCUCAGCCUCAAGCCGACCGACGGACGGGACCCUGUCUAGAUAUUCCGAAUGGCGUGAUGGUGACGCGUCCCAUUCCCACCCGGUUUCCCCCCUUUCACAAAGUAAUAAUUUUUGAUUGUGAGCAGGACCGUUUACACAGAAGUUAGUCACCUGCAGAUGUAUCUGUGUCCGGCUGUAACGGUUUGUACCUGAAAUUCCAUCUCUAGGAUAAAUACGUUUAAUCUUUAGCAGCUACAAUCGUGUGGGGAAAAAUGUUUGCAGUUUGGAUCCCCGUAAAGAUGAUUAGUUCAAAUAGAAAAGCCUGAUUAUUAUUAUUGUUUUAUUACUUAGGUAAAAUAGGCGUGCUUGAUGGAGUCCGUCCCAGUCCCCGAGCUGCUGUCCUUACGGUCUGCCCGUUUUCACGUUAGGUCUUCCUUCAUAAACGCUAGAGCUCACAGACACUUUAAAUGUAACGCUGGCUGCCUUAGUUUCAGUACACUUUCACUUAAUGUUCCGGAAGCUAAUUUUUUUUUUGUUUUUAUUUUUUUUCCCCGUUGAUGUGUGAUGAGUAUUUAUCUUAUGUCUGAGCGUUACCGAUUACCAAAGGAAAACUAAUUAAGACAAAAACGAAAUGGUAAACCGCCUCAUUAACAUUUCCUUCACUGCCUUUUUGCAGUACAUUUGAUCCCUACCUUGUCGUUUAAUUUAGAGACAGUCCUUCACUAGUCUUCAUUACAAUGAUUAUUAAAUGAAAUAUAUUUUUAUGUCAUGUUUGCGAAACGAUUAAAUAUUUGCUUGCCAGGGAUCCGGAGCGUAGCGAUCGCCGCUGCACAUUGGAUUUUGUACACUUGUAGGCGGACGUUCCACUUUGAUUUGGUGUGAUGAUAUCGACGCUUUCUGAAACUUUUAUGCCUUUUUUAAUGGUCUUUUUUUGUACAUUUGUCUUUUAGACACUCUACUCUGUGUUUUAUUGGCCUCUUUAACUUCAAAGCAGAGUUGCAGAUGUUAAUUUAGUAUUUGUGCUGAUGACUGUGGGGGGUGGGGGGGGAGUGGUGCCUCAUCUAAUUUUUAUUCUCCAGGAGAAAAAAAAAAUCAGAUUCAUAUCGCAGUGUAGCCAUUUCAGUAUUUAUUUCUAUGAAUGAGCCUUUGGGGUUCAGAAUGUAACUUUGUACAUGAAAUAUAAAUAUAUAUAAAUAUGUAUAUGAAACAUUAGUGGCUUGGUUUUAUUGUUUUAAUGGUGAGCGUUGAAGAGAGAGUGGUCACCAGUGAGAAAGUGGCUGCUUUUUUUUCUUUCUUUCUUUCGAAACACCACUACUCAGCUGAGCUAUGCACAUUUUUAAAGAUCGCAGCUGCGUCUUUUUUCGUCUCCAUCUGUUCUUGGCACUUUGAGGUUGAGUGGGGCCGCGAUUGGCUGAGGGAGCCUCGCCCUCCUGGGAAACCGUCCUUGCUGUUGGGGGAGGUCCCUUGUCUCCUGUUUCCUGUUGCCAUGACCGCACUUCCUCCAAUAGAUGUAAGCUUCUACAGCACAUUAGCCUUAUUUUUUAAAUAAUCUAUUAAACUGGUUUUUUCAUGGGUAA
This is a messenger RNA of Brienomyrus brachyistius, 6364 nucleotides long. It is a transcript of the gene spag9b, whose product is annotated as sperm associated antigen 9b. Gene Ontology annotation, cellular component: cytoplasm. Gene Ontology annotation, molecular function: signaling receptor complex adaptor activity; JUN kinase binding; MAP kinase scaffold activity. NCBI's taxonomy places the organism in Eukaryota, Metazoa, Chordata, Actinopteri, Osteoglossiformes, Mormyridae. The record is from RefSeq and is a predicted model, not a curated record. Gene Ontology annotation, biological process: vesicle-mediated transport.